AUGACAUUCAAGUCAAAGUCUCCAGCAACAAACCCUAACAUUACACCAGAUCCAUCUCAAGAUGGCUCUACCAUUCGCAAAGCCUUCAUCCUUGAAGCAGCCGCAAAUCUCUUCACGAUACCGUUGAUCACAAACACUCGAUUCGUCUUAUCUUUCCUCCUAUUGCGUCCCUCUCAUAUCAACCCCACUUCAGUUCUCUUUGCACGUCUGUUCGGUGGCUUGGUUGUUGGUGGCUUGACAUCCGCCCUCCUAGCCGGCGCCACGAAUACGCGAAAUGGAAUUGAGAGCCGGCGACCUACGUACCUCCUAUUGGGGCUUGGAGAAGCGUGCCUCCUACCGAUUUUGGCGAUGGAAGCGAGCAAGGGAGGAAGUGUGGAUGCGGCGCUAAGUGUAAAAACUGCGCUUGUAUGUAUGGGCAUGUUGGCACCGCCGCUCGUUUGGAGGUUGUAUGUGUUGUUCUUGAGACCGGACUUGCUAGGCAAGUACGUGGAAACUAAGGACGAUGGAAAGAGUGCAACAAAGUAUGGCCUGAUCCCGAAUGAAAGUGGAGACUGA
Molecule: messenger RNA, 555 nt
Organism: Parastagonospora nodorum SN15
Lineage: Eukaryota; Fungi; Ascomycota; Dothideomycetes; Pleosporales; Phaeosphaeriaceae
Exons: 2
Coding region: 1-555 (184 amino acids)
Source: RefSeq, a predicted model, not a curated record